Ilex paraguariensis (yerba mate) is the source of this 1897-nucleotide messenger RNA. Lineage: Eukaryota; Viridiplantae; Streptophyta; Magnoliopsida; Aquifoliales; Aquifoliaceae. The record is from the annotation of a GenBank genome assembly.
CACCGAUUUUAUACACGAAUUUUGCCAAUUCUCCCCUGAACUGGAAGCAUUCACUCACAAAACUCCUCAUUAAUCUCUUUACUUUCCCUCUCCAAAAUGGAACUCUUCUCUCUCCAAACCCUCCUCCUCUUCUUCCUCUCUCUUUACCUCUAUCUCUUCUUCCUCUCUCUUUACCUCAGACCAAAAUCAACCACAGGCUUCAAAAGCUACCCACUCGUCGGAACCCUCCCGCAGUUCCUCCAAAACCGCCACUGCUUCCUUGAAUGGACCACAGAAGUCCUCUCUCAGUGCCCCACCAACAGCGCCGUCUUCCGCCGGCCGGGAAAAGUUCACGGCGUCAUCACCGCCAACCCACUAAACGUCGAACACAUGCUCAAAACCAAUUUCGUGAACUACCCGAAAGGCAUUCGAUUUAUAACUCUCCUAGAAGACUUUCUCGGCCGUGGCAUCUUCAACUCCGACGGUGAACUAUGGAAGGUUCAGAGAAAAACCGCCAGCUAUGAAUUCAACACAAAAUCCCUCAGAAAUUUUGUCAUUGAGAAUGUAACGGUGGAAAUACAAACCAGAUUGGUUCCGAUGCUUGAAAACGCUGCGAAAUCGAACCGGGUUCUUGAUUUGCAAGAUAUUUUAGAGCGAUUUGCUUUUGAUAAUAUAUGUAAAGUGGCAUUCAAUCUUGAUCCGGGCUGUCUCGGAGGCGACGGAACUGCUGGCGGUGAGUUUAUGAAAGCGUUUGAAGAGGCUGCAACGCUGAGCUCUGAAAGGUUUAUGUAUGCCCUACCGUUUCUCUAUAAAAUUAAGAAGCUUUUCGACAUUGGAUCAGAGAAAAGGCUUCGAAAAUCAAUCGAAAGAGUCCACGAGUUUGCUGAUAAAAUCAUACGAUUGAGAAUGGAAGAGAAAGCAGAGAAGAAAGAAGAAGAUCUAUUAUCUCGAUUUAUUGGUGACAUGGACAACUCGGCCAACUCGGCCGAGUUUCUCCGAGAUAUCAUCAUAAGUUUCAUUUUAGCAGGUCGAGACACGACUUCAUCAGCUCUAAGCUGGUUUUUUUGGUUGCUAUCAUCAAGAAUUGAUGUGGAGCGAAAAAUAUUAUACGAACUCGAUACGAUUCGAACACCUGACAGGAAAAAUGUUGGGGAAACUUAUAGUUUCGAUCAAUUACGUGAAAUGCAUUAUCUUCAUUCAGCAAUUUCGGAGGCCAUGCGACUAUAUCCUCCAGUACCAGUGGAUACAAAGGCUUGUCGGGAAGACGAUGUCUUGCCUGACGGAACCACUGUUGGAAAAGGGUGGUUUGUUUCAUAUCACACCUAUGCCAUGGGAAGAAUGGAAAGUGUAUGGGGCAAAAAUUGCUGCGAGUAUAAACCAGAAAGGUGGCUUGAAAAUGGGGUUUAUAACCAAGAGAGUCCGUUUCGGUUUCCGGUAUUUCAUGCCGGACCAAGAAUGUGUCUUGGGAAAGAUAUGGCCUAUAUUCAGAUGAAGUCUAUUGCAGCUGCGGUGUUGGAGAGGUUUGAGAUUGAUGUAUUGGAGAAAGACAAGUGCCCUGAGCAUUUGUUGUCUUUGACUCUAAGGAUGAAAGGUGGGUUAUCUGUAAGGGUUAAAGAGAGAUGUGUGGCACUGGUUAAUUGAAUGGAUCUAUAUGUGAUUAUGUGGUGAAGUUAUAUAUUUGCCUAAAAAAUCCAUUAGCUAUUAGUCUUAAAUCAUAAGAGUUUUGCUUUAGCUUUCAUUUGUCAGCAGGUUUUUGCGUUUUAAUUGUUCUCUUUUAUUUGUUUGGUGUAUAAAUUUUGUUGGAAAGUCUUUGGAUUGUAAUGUUGACCCUUUGUUAUGAUAAACAAACUGUUUGGCAUGUAGAGAAAGGAAGAAAAGGAGAGCUUUUUGUUUCUUUCUCUUGUUUUUUUUUAUUUUC